UCGUCGUGAUCUAUUCCCUUUAUUUCCAGUGGCAUUCUCUUAGGGGCAUGCUCAAUUUUCAAGAGCUGGAUUUUGGAUCAUUUCCUCCGAGAGUUCCUCCCCAUUUGAAGAUGAGUUGGGUUUUUGCAAACGUGCGUGUGCAGUAGUUCAGUCUUCCACGCGGAAGACCUGCCUAUUUUGCACAGGGCUGGCGCCCGCGGCGGACGCUGAAUUUGUUAGCGUUACAUCGCCAGAUGGCGCCGCCCGCCCGUCGAGUCGGAGCGGUUCCGGCUCCCCGCAAGGCCUCGCGCCAGCUUCGACUCGCGACACGUCCCCCCCUCCCUUUUCUUCCCCGCAGGUAAGACGGUUGGGCGGUGACGGUACCAGCAUGUAGAGGGAGGGCCCACGGGAGGGCGUGGCUUUUGCUCGCGGCUCUCUGCUCUGCUGCUGCCGCCGUUCUCGGAGCGGCUGUCUUCUGCCCCUCGCUGUUGGUUCGAAUUACUAAGUGAAACGCGGGGCGAGGCGGGUGCUUUGACUUGGCAGCGGAGGGGAGGAAAGGAGUAAAGAAGCCGAGGGCGCUGCCGUCGCGUUCUCGGCCGUUGGCUAUGAGUCCCGACGAAAAGCCGCCGCCGGCGCCGCCGUCGUCUUCCUCCCGGAGUGGCCAAGCGCCUCAUCAGCAGAGGCGCGGAGGACUCCUGACGGAGAUUCAGACGCCCCUUCUCACGGAGCCCUUCCACGCCUGCUACACCCUCAGCCCCGGACGCGAGCUCGGCAGGGGGAAAUUUGCAGUAGUAAAGAAAUGUGUAAAGAAAGAGACUGAAAAAGAGUUUGCAGCAAAGUUCAUGAGGAAACGAAGAAAAGGCCAAGACUGUCGAAUGGAGAUAAUUCAUGAGAUUGCAGUUCUGGAAUUGGCACAACGCAAUCAGUGGGUUAUUAACUUGCAUGAAGUGUAUGAGACCCCAACAGAAAUCAUUUUGGUUUUGGAAUAUGCUGCUGGUGGGGAAAUCUUUGACCAGUGUGUAGCUGAAAGAGAAGAUGCCUUCAAGGAAAAAGAUGUUAAGCGUCUCAUGAGGCAGAUUUUGGAAGGAGUUUCAUUUUUACAUCAAAAUAAUGUAGUUCAUCUUGACUUGAAGCCACAAAACAUUUUGCUAACUUGUGAAUCGCCAUUGGGAGACAUUCGGAUAGUUGACUUUGGACUUUCCAGAGUAAUGAAAAAUAGUGAAGAACUAAGAGAAAUUAUGGGAACACCUGAAUAUGUUGCUCCAGAAAUUCUAAGUUAUGAUCCAAUCAGCACUGCAACAGAUAUGUGGAGCAUUGGAGUGUUAACAUAUGUCAUGCUGACUGGAGUAUCACCUUUCUUGGGGAAUGAUAAACAGGAAACAUUCUUAAAUAUAUCUCAGAUGAAUGUAAAUUACUCUGAAGAUUUUGAUCUUGUAUCUGAAUCUGCUGUGGAUUUCAUCAAAUCUCUUUUGGUUAAAAAACCCGAGGAACGGGCAACAGCAGAAGAAUGCUUGCUGCAUUCUUGGCUGGCACAAACUGAUAUUUCUGAUACAAUAUGCUGGAUUAAAAACACAGAAGACGAAACAAAUACCAUUAUUAUAAAUGAAGACUCUACUUCUGAAAAUUCUACAGAUGGAGAAAAAACAGAAGAAACAGUAACAGAAGAGCUCAUUUUAGUAGCUUCAUAUACACUGGGUCAAUGUAGGCAAACAGAAAAAGAUAAAAUUGUUGAACAGAAAACUAUUUCAAAGCGAUUUAAAUUUGAGGAACCAUUACUACAAGAAAUACCUGGAGAAUUUAUUUAUUGAAUUGCAGCUUGCUUCUGCUUUGAGGCUUUGAACUUUAUCUUGUAAGAUUGGCCCUUUCCCCUUAGACCAGCUUAUGUACAGCCAAAUGACAUUCAUAUAAAAAUGUUCUUGUAAAGCAGAAGGAAAAAGUUAAAUAGUUGUUUAGAAAACUGCCAAACACCUUA
This is a messenger RNA of Python bivittatus (Burmese python), 1951 nucleotides long. RefSeq names its product serine/threonine kinase 17a (gene STK17A). Gene Ontology annotation, molecular function: ATP binding; protein serine/threonine kinase activity. NCBI's taxonomy places the organism in Eukaryota, Metazoa, Chordata, Lepidosauria, Squamata, Pythonidae. The record is from RefSeq and is a predicted model, not a curated record. Gene Ontology annotation, cellular component: nucleus. Gene Ontology annotation, biological process: intracellular signal transduction; positive regulation of apoptotic process; protein phosphorylation.